AUGCCCCCGGCCUGCGGCGGCUUCCACGGAGGCGAGAGUCAGCCCUGCGUGGGGAGCAGGAAGGAAACCGGCAACCACCGGCACUGGCUGCGCCUACCCCCACCUUCCCGGAUGGGGGCCCAGCUCUCCUGCCAGGUGCUGCCUUGUGUGCCCUGCAAGGAGAAGGAGCCCGUCCAGCCUCUCGUGGUCCCGGUGCCUCUGGGCCCUCUGGGGCAGAUGCGCUGUGAGGAGCACGGUGAGGAGAUUUACUUCUUCUGCGAGACCGAUGCUGAGUUGCUCUGUGUGGUCUGUCGGGAGGGUCCCUCCCACCGCACCCACCCUGUGGCCGUCCUCGACGGGGCCGUUCAGCCCUACCGGGACUGUCUCUGGAGCCAGUCGAGAGCUCUGCGCCUGGACAAGAGCGAGAUGGAGGCCACGUGGCAGCGGGAAGACAGGAAGCUCCAAAAGCUUCUGACUCACAUUGAAAGCAAGAAGCAGCAGGUGGACGCGGCGUUUGGGAAACUUCAGCGGGAGCUGGCAGACCAGCACAGUCUCCUGCAGGCCAGGCUGCGGGAGCUGGAGGUGCAGACCUGCUUGGAGAGGGACCAGUACAACUCCAAGUUCUCCGAGGAGAUCACCAGGCUCGGAGCCCAGGCCCAGGAGCUGGAGGAGCAGAGUCAGCAGCCGGCCAGCGUCCUGCUGCAAGAUGUCAAGGCCGACCAGAGCAGGUAUGAGACAAGGACUUUUGUGAGUCCAGAGACAAUUUCUCCAGACCUUGUCAAGAAGAUCCGAGAUCUCCACUGGAAAACACUCUUCCUCCCAGAGAUGCUGAGGGCCUUCUCAGAAAACCUGGCGCAUCAUCUGGAAACAGACUCAGGUAAACAGCUGGGGGGUUGGGGCUUCCUUCUCUCCUCCGUCCAGUCAGUCCAGAGCAGUUCCCUCCACGAAGUCUGGAGCCUGACCACUGGGUGCUCUGCUCUCGCUUCUGCUGGUUAUGAGACAUGGCAAGCCAGGCCUGCCCCGCCGGACCCGCGCGCCCUCAGCCGAAGCCGGGCCCUCACCGAGGACAGGAAGCCGGCGACGUUCAUCCGGGAUGAGCAGGACCUGCCGCACGGCCCCCUGCGCUCCGAGGGUGUCCCGGCGGCGCUGGGCACCCCCCGGCUGCUUCUCAAGGCGCCCCCGCAGAGGGCACCCCGCCUUCGGCGCCCGCUCGCCCGCUCAGUGCCCGGCUUCGGCCGUCGGGGAAACGGGCUCCGGUCGGCCUGCGUGGCGGGGGGCGGCGUCCAAGGGGCGCUGCCGCGGAGACCAGGGGGCUGCCUGGGCACACGGGCAAAGCUGGGGAGCCCGCGCGCUUUUGAAAAAGAGAACAAAACACCACGCCGAAAACUGCCGGAGCUUCAGGAACAAUCACCGCGGGGAAGCGAAGCUGAGCCGGGCGAGCUCUAG
This is a messenger RNA of Neogale vison (American mink), 1425 nucleotides long. Its product is annotated as tripartite motif-containing protein 15-like. Gene Ontology annotation, molecular function: zinc ion binding. The record is from RefSeq and is a predicted model, not a curated record. The transcript is spliced from 9 exons. Bases 1 to 1425 code for a protein of 474 amino acids. Lineage: Eukaryota; Metazoa; Chordata; Mammalia; Carnivora; Mustelidae.